CAAGUAUUUAAGGAAUUUAUUCUUAAUAAAUCAAUGCUUGUGGGUUGCAAUGUAUUAGCUGUUAAGCUCAAAAUUGUAUACUGUUUACGUAUAAUACUGUAUGGUGUACAUUAUUGUAUACUUUACCCAUCGUACUAAGAUGAGUCCCCUGUCACACAACAAGUUGUUUACAUUCUUGCGGCGUGGAACAGCGCUCGAACAUAAGCGCGACUACCUCGUCAAUAAUGCCAUACAGCCUGAGCGGCUCGAAUAAUAAACUAUUUAACACUGUGGGACUCAUGUACAAUACAUAUGAAUUGCGCCUUAUGAAGUACACUGUACACUACUGGAAGAUUUAUUCUAACUAUCUUUGGCUGUUCAGCAUGAUCCUGAGUAUGCAUUUUUUGUGGCAUGGUGGAGCACUUUAAUUAUGACGCUACUGGCGCGUUGAAAUUCCAUUCAGUUAAAUAUUGCAUUAUUAUUUCUACAGUUUGAGGAUACUUAUUUAUUUAUAGGACAAACAGACUAUAUGUGUGACGUCAUAAACUGCAAUCUGGACGUGACAAAAUCCAAAAUCGCUUUGCGGGACGCCGUUUACUACAUUAAAUGGAUGGAUGAACACAAAACUGAAAGUUCCCAAACGUUAAUGAAUGACGAAAUUCACAACAGAGAGAGUAUACGUACAAAGGCAAAUAAUUGAAUGAAGGGAAACUUUUAUUGCAGCGCAGCAGACGGCCAUAUGAAUGGGCAGCAGACGCAUCAAAACAUUGACAUCCGAGUUGAGCUGUAAAGCAACUGUCUGCAAUUUCGAUAAGCCUGGAAGAUCUUCCUUAAUCAUUCUCGCUGCGGUUUGCGAUAACAACCGAAAGCGGAAAAAAUAUCGUGGUGAGUGCUUGUAGUCUGCAGUCUCCCGACUCGGAUAUCCAGCGUCAGUCCAGGAGUUCUGCAGUACGCACUGAGGCCAUUGACUGGGAAAAUAUCUCCAGAAGAGUUCGUACGGUAUUUCAUAUGCAAAAAAUGGCAUCAGAAGAAAUUGACAGCGGAGACGACGAUUUCAACAUGAACGAAUUCAGUGGAACGACCAGUGACAGCCGACUGCGCGCUCUGAAUAAUUUACUGCAGCGGCCUAUGCUUCCAGGUUUGGCGCUCCCGGAUUUUGAAGGCUGUCCGGAGCUGGUCAAUUUUAUGCGCGAGAACUGCAAAAUCCUCGUUGUUGGAGCAGGUGGUUUGGGAUGUGAACUGCUCAAAGAUUUGGCUUUACUUGGAUUCCGGCAGCUGACCGUAAUCGACAUGGACACGAUUGAUCUAUCCAAUCUUAACCGACAAUUUUUGUUCAGGCCAAGUGAUAUCGGCAAAAGCAAGGCCGAAUGUGCUGCUCGCUUCAUCAACGAAAGAGUGCCACAGUGUCGAGUGGAAGCUCUCUGCAACCGAAUUGAAGAUUUUGAUGAGGAUUUCUAUCGAGGAUUUCGUAUUGUUGUCUGUGGUUUGGAUUCCGUUGUGGCGCGAAGAUGGAUGAAUGGAAUGCUGCUUUCUCUGCUUUCGUUCGAUGAGGAUAGCAACCUUGACCCAAGCACCAUCAUCCCGCUCGUUGAUGGUGGAACCGAAGGAUUCAAGGGCAAUGUCCGAGUCGUGACCCCUGGUAUUAGCGCUUGUUUGGAAUGCUCUUUGGACCUCUAUCCUCCCGCUGUCAAUUUUCCCAUGUGCACUAUUGCUCAUACUCCUCGUUUACCUGAACACUGUAUUGAGUACGCGAAAAUUUUACUGUGGCCGAAGGAAGAGCCAUUUGGGGUGGGUGUGAACGUAGAUGGAGAUGAUCCGCAACACGUAACCUGGAUUUGGCGAAAAGCGGAAGAGCGAGCAAAAGAGUUUGCCAUUCAGGGCGUCACGUACCGUUUGACGUUGGGAGUUGUCAAGCAUAUUAUUCCUGCAGUUGCCUCCACUAACGCGGUAGUUGCUGCUAUAUGCGCCUCGGAAGUUUUCAAGAUCGCGUCAUCCAUGUAUUCACCUGUCAGCAAUUUCUUGUCCUUCAAUGAUGUCGAUGGGAUAUACACGAAUACUUUCCAGAUGGAACGAAAUCCGGACUGUUUGGCCUGUUCCCAAAUGUCGGUUACUUUUGACGUGGAUUUCACCAAAACCUUGGGAGACUUCAUCGAGUCUUUGAAAGUCAAUCCAAAAUUUCAGAUGAGGAAUCCGGCUGUAACCGCAUCCAUAGAAGGAAAACAACGAACCCUGUAUAUGGCCAGCCUCGAGCAACAAACGAAAGGAAAUUUGGAAAAAACGUUAUACGAUCUGGGUUUAAAAAGUGGUCAGGAAGUGGUAAUUGCGGACAUUACUUCUCCCGCUGCUAAAGUGUUUCACCUGCGAUCUCUACAUAACUAAUGUGAAGUUUACGUUUUUGCCGCUUUUUUGUUUGGAUCAAAUUUUGAUGUGAUUAGAAAUGAUUUUUCCGCUGUACUCUGAGCUUGAAAACACUGUCCUUUUUAGAAGGCAAAUAGCACAGAUUUCUAACAAGAAAAUUUAGAAUAAGG
Messenger RNA from Paramacrobiotus metropolitanus, 2507 nucleotides. Its product is annotated as NEDD8-activating enzyme E1 catalytic subunit-like. Gene Ontology annotation, biological process: protein neddylation. Gene Ontology annotation, molecular function: NEDD8 activating enzyme activity. NCBI's taxonomy places the organism in Eukaryota, Metazoa, Tardigrada, Eutardigrada, Parachela, Macrobiotidae. The transcript is spliced from 16 exons. Bases 988 to 2358 code for a protein of 456 amino acids. Gene Ontology annotation, cellular component: nucleus; cytoplasm. The record is from RefSeq and is a predicted model, not a curated record.